Molecule: messenger RNA, 2471 nt
Organism: Melampsora larici-populina 98AG31
Lineage: Eukaryota; Fungi; Basidiomycota; Pucciniomycetes; Pucciniales; Melampsoraceae
Exons: 12
Coding region: 1-2136 (711 amino acids)
Biological process (GO): autophagy of mitochondrion; protein modification by small protein conjugation; piecemeal microautophagy of the nucleus
Cellular component (GO): phagophore assembly site; cytoplasm
Molecular function (GO): Atg8 activating enzyme activity; Atg12 activating enzyme activity
Source: RefSeq, a predicted model, not a curated record
AUGACAUCAGUUUUACAAUUCAUUCCAUUCUCAUCUUCAAUCGAUCCAACUUUUUGGCAUACAUUAACGAAAUUAAAAAUUGAUGUAUUAAAAUUAGGAGAUCAACCGAUUCCUAUCAAAGGGAUAUAUGAAAGAGGUAGAUGGGUAAAAGAUAAAGAACAUCAUCUUGGAAAAGAAAUUGGAUUAGGUGGUGAGAUUAGAUUGGAUGGGAAAUCAUUUGAUUUGGAAAUAUCGGAGUCUAGUCUUUCAACUUUGAAUGAUAGAGUGACUAUGUUUGGUGUCUUGAAGAAUUUUAAUACGAUUGAAGAAUUUAAAGCUUGUGAUAAACAAUCACUUUUUAAUCAAUAUGCAGAUGAAAUGUGGAAUUCAUUAGGACAAGUCGAAAGUUUUCAAACCAAAUCACCUACAUUUUUAGUCAUAACUUUUUCAGAUUUAAAAAAAUAUAAAUAUUUUUAUUGGUUUGCAUAUCCAGCUUUCAUAGCAAAACCAUCUUGGAUGAAUGUAGGAAAUCAAGGAGUUUGGUCAGAUUUCAAUUCAAAUGAAACACAUGAGAUUCAAAAUCUUUUAAAUCAAUCGAAUUCAUUUGAUUUAGAAAUUUUUAAGGGAAAUUGGAUUGGGAAAAAGUUGAAUGGGAAAUGGGUUUUGGAUUCUACUCGAUCUUGGCACAAGUUUUUUGAAGGAGUUUUACCAAUAGAUCGUUACCUUUUCUUUAUUGAUCCUUCUGCUCAUCCUCAAGCUGUUGGUUGGCCACUCCGAAACUUAUUAGCUGAACUCAACAAACUACAUGGUUCAGAUGCUCGUCAUUUUCAAGUGGUUGCUUUUAGAGAUCCGUUAACUUCAAAGCCAAAUAUGACGGUGACCAGAAGUUUGAUAACUACGAUCGAAUUACCUGAUCAAGAACCUCAAUCUACUGGAAGGCCAAGUGCAAUCGGAUGGGAAAAAAACUCGGCUGGUAAACUUGGUCCUAAGAUGGCAGAUCUAGGACCGAUGAUGGAUCCAACAAGACUCGCUGAUCAAGCUGUAGACUUGAAUUUGAAAUUGAUGAGAUGGAGAAUCCUACCGGAUUUGAAUUUGGAUAAGAUUGCUUCGGCUCGAUGUUUACUGUUAGGAGCUGGAACGUUGGGAUGUUAUGUGGCACGUACAUUGAUGGCAUGGGGAGUACGAAAGAUCACUUUUGUAGAUUCUUCGACUGUUUCAUUUUCCAAUCCAGUUCGACAACCAUUGUUUGAAUUUAAUGAUUGUCUUGAAGGAGGAAAACCUAAAGCAGCUUGCGCUGCAGCUUCACUCAAAAGGAUUUAUCCAGGUGUGGAUGCCACAGGAAUCCAAAUGUCAAUUCCUAUGCCUGGUCAUCCAAUCCCGGCUCAUUUAGUCGAUCAAGUUCAAAAAGAUGUGAAACGAUUAGAAGAUUUGUUUGAUGAACAUGAUGUGAUUUAUCUUUUGAUGGAUUCGCGUGAAAGUCGAUGGUUACCCACUGUCUUAGGAGCAAGUAAACGAAAAUUGGUCAUGAAUGCUGCACUUGGAUUUGAUUCUUAUUUGGUGAUGAGACAUGGUGUAAGGUCUUCAAAGAAUAAGACUUUAUCUGGAUCCGAUUCAUUGGGUUCUUCAACUUCACCUGCCAUCCAACAAUUAGGUUGUUACUUUUGUAAUGAUAUCGUGGCUCCUACAGAUUCUUUAACUGAUCGAACUUUGGAUCAAAUGUGUACGGUCACUCGACCUGGAUUGGCUGCGAUUGCUAGUGCAACAGUAGUAGAAGUGAUGGCAUCAGUUUUACAACAUCCAGAUGGACCAGAAGCUAUGAGUGAAGUACCAAAUUUAAAAAAAGAUGAACCGAAUCAAGAAACAGUGAAGGAAAAAAAAGAGGUAUCUUCUUCUGUAUUGGGUGAUGUACCACAUCAGAUUAGAGGAUUUCUUUCAAAGUUUGAAAGUAUGAAAUUAGUUGGACCUGCUUAUGAGAAAUGUACAGGUUGUAGUGAAUCAGUUGUAAAAGCUUAUGAAUCAAAAGGAUUUGAAAUGAUCAAAGAAGUUUUAAAUGAAGUGAAAUAUUUAGAAAAACUUACAGGAUUAGAUUUGCUUUAUGAUGAAAGUGAAGCUAUGAUGGAAAAAGUAGAUUGGGAUGAAGAUGAUGAUGAAUUAUGAUGGAUUGAUUGAUUGAUUUUUUUUCAAGAAGCGGAAAAAGGUUUUAAAAUUUUUUGGAUCUUUAUAUAUGAUGAAAUUAAAUGAAAUCAAAUGAAAUGAAAACUUGUUGGAAACAUAUAAGAUAUGAAAUGAUGUGAAUUGGUUUUUUCUUUGGUAUGGGUUUGGUUUGAGUUGAUUUUCUUUUAGUUUUUUUUUCUUUCUUGGAAUUGGUGUUUAGAAGGAAGGACAAGAUAGAUGUUUAUCAUUAGGUUAUAUUGGUUUGUGUUAUUCGAAAUUGAUUGGUUUGAAAAGAUUAGGUUUAUGAUUAUGUCACCAAAGAUAGGCUUACCUUUUCU